Molecule: messenger RNA, 2271 nt
Organism: Talaromyces stipitatus ATCC 10500
Lineage: Eukaryota; Fungi; Ascomycota; Eurotiomycetes; Eurotiales; Trichocomaceae
Product: glutamate-cysteine ligase Gcs1, putative
Exons: 7
Coding region: 117-2123 (668 amino acids)
Biological process (GO): glutathione biosynthetic process
Cellular component (GO): glutamate-cysteine ligase complex
Molecular function (GO): glutamate-cysteine ligase activity
Source: RefSeq, a predicted model, not a curated record
GCGCAAGAGCAUUCGCUCAUUUAUGUCUAACGGAGUUGUUCCUAUUGUAAUCCGUUCCGCUUCAUAUUUGUGAAUUGCAUCGGCCACACUUCUUCUCAGAGUGGAAGGCUCAUGCAAUGGGCUUGCUGCAAUUAGGAACUGCUCUCGAAUGGCCGGAGGCCAAGAAGAAUGCCGAUAAGGUUAGAAAAUGGGGUAUCGAGCAACUGCUCGCUAUUUGGAAUAGGGCCAAGGGAAAAGAACGAGAUGUGCUUCUAUGGGGAGAUGAGGUAGAAUAUCUGGUUGUUGCUUUUGACGACGGCAAUCGAAAAGUCCGACUAUCCCUGGCUCAAGCCGAUAUCCUCAAAUCACUUGCCCGAGAUACAGCUCUAUGUAAAGUUGGAGGGGAUGUUUCCGAUAUGACAGCUGAGCAUGAGGACGAGGCCCUCCCGACUUUUCACCCGGAAUUUGGAAGAUUCAUGUUAGAAGCAACGCCUGGACGGCCAUGGGGUAUAGACUUUCGGGAUCUCUUGAAGGUGGAAUCAAAUAUGCGCUGGAGGAGGGAAAUCGCGAAAGGCCACAUGGCUAACUGUGAAUAUCCAAUCACACUCACUACCUUCCCACGUCUUGGAUGUCCAGAAGACUAUAUUCAGCCCUAUUACCCCCCUUCCGGUCCUGCGCUACGCUCUCAAUUCGUCCCCGAUGAGAUCGCCAACCCCCACAUCAGAUUUCCAACGUUGGCUGCUAACAUUAGGGCUCGACGAGGUCGCAAGGUCGAGAUAAAUGUACCAGUAUUCAGAGAUAAGAAUACACCAUGGCCAUUCAAUGACCCUACAGUUAAUUACGAUUUGCAUAAGUGGCCGGAAGAUGACGAUGUGAGGAACGGCGCUGCUAAAGAAGGUCAUGUCUAUAUGGAUGCUAUGGCCUUUGGCAUGGGAAGCUGUUGCCUGCAGAUAACGUUUCAAGCCAAGAAUAUUACUGAAGGCAGGACAUUGUACGAUCAGUUAAGUCCCCUAGGACCUAUUUUAUUGGCUCUUACGGCUGCGACUCCGAUAUAUAAGGGAUUUUUGGUAGACACCGAUGUGCGAUGGAACCAAAUUAGUCGGUCCGUUGAUUGCAGAACACCGGAAGAACUUGGUGAAAAGCCACUCAAAAAAGACCGCUGGAGAAUACCAAAAUCGCGAUAUGCAUCCAAUUCUACAUAUAUUGCACAGGAUCGGCGCUUACGAAAAGAAUAUAUGGACCCGAAUCUUGUUAUUGAUGAAGAUAUCAAGAAACGAUUGAUAGAAGGAGGCAUGGAUGACUUGCUAGCAACGCACUUUGCUCAUCUUUUCAUUCGUGACCCCAUUGUCAUUUUCUCGGAAGACUUGAAAGAAUUAGACCUUAAUGAGGUUAACCACUUUGAGAACUUGCAAUCUACUAAUUGGCAGCAUAUGAGAUUCAAGCCACCGCCACCUGAUAAGGAUAUUGGUUGGCGCGUGGAGUUCCGCUCGAUGGAGAUUCAAAUGACCGAUUUUGAAAAUGCGGCUUUUAGCAUCUUCAUUGUGCUCGUUACUCGAGCCAUUCUCAGCUUCGACUUGAACUUUUAUAUCCCGAUACAACGAACAACUGAAAACAUGGAGACGGCACAUGCUCGGAAUGCAGUUCUAGAGAAGAGAUUCUAUUUCAGAAAGGAUCCGUUCCCACCUAGAACAUCACGGCAGUCACACAUUCACACCAGUGGGACUGAGUCAUCCUUUGCCGGUUCCUCUGCUACAGUCAGCGCUCCGCCAUCACCACCGCUAGGACCUGUCGAUUCUGAGUAUGCACUGAUGAGCAUAUCGGACAUUAUCAACGGGUCCGCAGAUGGGACGUUCCCUGGUCUCAUUCCACUGGUGGAAUCAUAUUUGAAUAGUGUCAACGUUGAUGUAGAGACACGAUGCUCGUUGGCACGAUAUCUGGAUUUGAUUAGGAAACGAGCCACCGGCACACUUUGGACAGGAGCGAAGUGGAUCCGCGAUUUUGUUGCCAAUCACCCAGACUACCAUGGCGACAGCAAAGUAUCAGAGAGUAUCACCUACGACCUGAUUAAAGCUGUACAGGCUAUGGAAGAACAGGAAGGAAAAGCCGGCAGUAUCGGAUGGCAGAUGCUGACGGGGAAGAAGUGACCUAUCCUCUGCUAGCAAUAUCAUCCUUUCCAUUCAGGCAAUUAGCCUCAUGCUUCACGUUUUAUGAUCAUAUCAUUCUUGUCAAAUAUUUGAACCAUUCUUUUGAUAGAUAUAGAGAGACAUGAGCAAACAUGUCCUAGACUUUGAU